UGUACUUUCUGUGGUAGCACUUUAUACCAAAGUUACCAGUUGUUUUCUCUGAAGUGGUGGUUUGGUUCUUGUGGAAACGCAGAUAACAGUAACGGAAUAUUUUGAUAUUCUAUCAUUGUGAUUGAAUCGAGUUGUGGUACUUGCUGGAAAUAAGGUGCGAGUGUGUUAUAUAUAAUUAUAUUCCAUCUGGAUUGAUAUUACUCCAUAAGUGCGAACUGCACUUCAGUGGAUUUGUAACAGCAGCUGAUCACAAGUUUGGGCUUCAGGAGUAGUCUCUUCCAGUUUGCCCAUCAGCCACUUGCUUACGACAGGGAAAGAAUGGCGGAAAAGAGUGCUGUUAUGCGUUUGCAGAAGGAUUUUAAACGAUUAUUGCAGGAUCCGGUACCUUACGUAUCCGCGUGCCCUAAACCAAAUAAUCUACUGGAAUGGUAUUAUGUCGUUCGUGGACCAGAACAGACUCCCUACGAAGGCGGCUACUACCUGGGACGACUGAUCUUUCCUGUUGAAUAUCCCUUCAAGCCGCCGUCAAUCAUGAUUUUAACUCCCAACGGCCGUUUCGCUCCGAACCAGCGACUGUGUCUUUCCAUGUCGGAUUUUCAUCCGGAAUCAUGGAAUCCUGCCUGGAAUGUUGGCACAAUUCUGUGCGGAUUAGUCAGCUUUAUGACGGGUAGCCAGAGUACUGUUGGAUCAAUUAACACAACUGAAACGGAGAAACGUGUUUUCGCCCGUGCAAGCAUCCCAUGGAACCUUAAUAAUGAUACAUUCCGCAAAUUGUUUCCAGACUUUGUUCCGGAACUGGAAAAGAAGCAUAGAGAGGCCGUACUGCCAGCGGAAAGCAGUCCUAAUGAAUCUGUCCCGAAUGUUCCUGAUUCGAAUGCUGCUAAACAAACCGGACCGGAACCCAACAAUAAUCCCGCGAACGACGCAAGACGAAAUCGUCACGCCAUUUCGGGCAAAUGGCUCAGAAUUCUAGUGGUUGCGGGGCUUGCGGCUUUUGCCGUUGCUGUGCGAGCGUUUUCGCAUUCUUUUUCAUCCUAAUGCCAGCCAGAAGUAAAACGCCGUUCCGCACCAUCGAAAAUACCGUAUAACAAGAUAUUGAUGAAAGUGACGAAACUAUAAAUCAUUUCAUCAGGUCUUUUCUGCGAUGUUGGCUCCUUCACCUGAAAAAGGAUCUAAUGUAUGAUUACUGUUUUGAAAGGAUGGAGAAUGUUCUUUUGCUUGAGCUCGUAGUUGCUUGUGCUUGGAAGUCUGAAACCGGCUGUUUUAGGUUAAUUUUAAUAUGCUAUUGGCGUUUUCUUUCAGUGGGAUCUGAUUGCGUAACUACAGAGGUCAUUAAAGUUUAAAUCGGUUU
Molecule: messenger RNA, 1351 nt
Organism: Paramacrobiotus metropolitanus
Lineage: Eukaryota; Metazoa; Tardigrada; Eutardigrada; Parachela; Macrobiotidae
Product: ubiquitin-conjugating enzyme E2 J2-like
Exons: 6
Coding region: 319-1038 (239 amino acids)
Source: RefSeq, a predicted model, not a curated record